CGGUUACAAAUGAUCGUUAUGGGCUAAUAUAAUUCGUAACAUUUUAUACAUGGUUGAAAUGUUGUGUCUACAUGGUUGAAUAAUUUAUUGCGAAACAGCAAAUAUGUCAUUCCUUUAUUUAGUUAAACACAUUCGGUAAAGAAAAGCGGACACGUGGGUAUUUUAUGGAUGUAUGGUUUAAAUGAUAUGUGAAUCUUUGUGUGACCAUGACUCGUUAUUUAGCUCAAAGUUUUAUGGUUUAUCUUGUGAUAUUGCUGUUGACAGGUUUAAUCGCCCCUGGAGAUGGCAACAAUGAAACAUCAUCUUCACAUGCAACAGCUUCGCUUUUGGGACCGUCAACAACUUCAACAACUGUGAUGAUAUCUGCAAGUCCUACACUAAAGCUUUCAUCUUCAACAAAUGCCAAAGCAUCAACUGCAGUGGCUGAUACGGGAAACUCUUAUACUUCUUCGCUGGUCAGAUUUACGACAUCUCCAAUAUUAGACACAACGUCAGUUAUGCUUUCAAAUCCAUCAAUUCAACCUUCUUCUGCUCUAACGGCAUCUACUUCUGUAUUAGUUAACUCGAGCACGUCAGGAACGGCAAAUUCCCCCGCAACAAGCGAUGCAUCGCAGACUGAUAAUUUAGAUAGUAGCUCUUCUCAAACGCCUGCACUUUCUUCAUCUUCAUCACUGAUAAGUACAUCACCAAUAACAACGCAAAUAUCUACAAGUAGCUCUGUACCUCAGUCUCAAACUUCUAACUUAAUGAAUACUACACAAACUUCCGAAGUGGCUGUAUCUUCAUCAGUAACUGCUUUACCAGUAUCAACCAGCUCAGUAUUUGUAACAUCUGUCUCACAAUUAUCUUCCACUAUGUCGGAAACAACAGUUUUAACAACUUCGAGUAUAUUACAGCCUUCUUCAACGGAAGUCAUUCAACCAACUUCAUCAAAGUCUACCUCUAAAACGAGCCAUCUAAUAUCAUCAUCAACCGAGUCCAGCACAAGUUCAUCAUCUUCAAGGACGUCCUCCUCAUCUUCAAUGUCUUCAUCUAUUUCUGAUUCAAUCAAACCAACUUCAAGCUCAACAGUUACGCCUUCGUCAAGUGCGACAACACCAUCGCUAAGCUCUUCUACAACAACAGCAGGAGGUCAUGCUGCUAAGACGAAGAAGUCCGGUCCAUCUGCCGGAGGGAAGGCUGCCAUUGGAAUUUUCGUCACAAUCUUGAUACUUGCAGUCAUUUUUGGUGUACUCUGGGCGAGAAAGAGGAAAUGGUUUAGAAAAGGUACUUCAACAUCAACGUCCAUACAAUAUAAAACAUGGAAAUACACGGACGAUGCGUUGUGAUGGAAGCAAUUGGAUUGGUGGAGUAGCUAGGAAAAUAUUUAAGCAUAUCAUCAUCAGUAUCAUCAAGUUCCUGUUUCUAUAUUUCCGUUUUGAAACUUGUGUUAUCCAUCCUGCUUC
Molecule: messenger RNA, 1445 nt
Organism: Ruditapes philippinarum (Manila clam)
Lineage: Eukaryota; Metazoa; Mollusca; Bivalvia; Venerida; Veneridae
Exons: 4
Coding region: 207-1328 (373 amino acids)
Source: RefSeq, a predicted model, not a curated record